UGCGGACUGCAGUUCUCUGGUUAUAGCCAUGUCAUUAAACCGGCUCAGUUCUCCGUUUCCCCGGGUGUCUUAUUUUGACAGGUUUAAUGUAAUAUUUCAGACUUGAUAAAGCUUUAUUCGGCUUCGGGAAGCUUUCUAAAGCGGGUUUUGGGGAAAUGGGGGAAUCGGGAGAAGGCUCCGUGCUAUUUUUUGGGAAAUCGGAUCCCUUCGCUUUGAAUCCGCCCAUAUGAUUUGGGUGGCAGCCUUGCUCAGGGGGGGCUGCACACCGAGGUCCGAUGCGUCACAUUUAUUUGGGCCUUCUGUACCGGCAGCGGCUCAUCGCCUGAUUUCCUUUUCCUUCUGAAUCAACGCCGUCCUGAAUUCGCUGGAUCACCGAAAAAAUAAGGUGCACCACAGCAUUACACAUGGUGUGUGUAUAUUAUACCCACUCUGGGACAAUUUUACAUUUCAAAUAAUGUAACUGGAGUGAUUCUCCAUCCAAAAACAACAACGCCACGCCCACAAUAUAUCUCUGGUGAACUUUCCACAGCGCCUGUCCACAUCAGUCCCGUUGUGUUCCCCUUGAGUGAGUCCAUACAUGUACAGCGGAAGGAUGACCGAGGCAUGGCAGCAGCAGCAUGCAGUGGCCCCCCCUCCUGUUGCGCAUCCCCUUCUUCAAGGGGCUGAGAACCCCCUGGGCAGCGCUGUGUACGGCAUCGUCCUGCCGGCCGAUCCAGCUUUGCAGCAGUCCCAACACAGCCAGCAUACUCAACAGCACCCGGUGCCAGCCCAGCAGCCCUCUCUGCAAGUCGGGAGCGAGGGUGGGCACAAGUGCGGGGCCUGCGGCCAUGAUAUAUCCCACCUUGCAAACCCUCAUGAGCAUCAGUGCAUGGUGAGCCAAGACCGCUCGUUUCAGUGCACCCAGUGCAUGAAGAUCUUCAAUCAGGCCACUGACCUGCUGGAGCAUCAGUGCGUCCAGGUGGAGCAAAAACCCUUUGUGUGCGGCGUGUGCAAGAUGGGAUUUUCGCUUCUCACCUCUUUAGCUCAACAUCACAAUGAGCAUCAGAACGGCAACAACCCCAUGAAAUGCUCCAUAUGUGAGAAGACCUACAGGCCGGGUUCUGCCUCCUCAAACCCCCAGCAGGCUUCCACGGGAGAGUCCUCCAGUAGUGGAGCAGCUAUGGGCUCCUCUUCUUCUACUGCCUUCCAGGGUUCUGACAGGCCCUACAAGUGCUCUGUGUGCUCCAAGGCUUUCCGUCACCUGUCCGAACUGUCUCGUCACGAGCGUGUGCACACUGGUGAAAAACCCUAUAAGUGCAACACCUGUGAUAAGAGCUUUAGCCAGGCAUCCCACCUGGCUCAUCACCAGCGCACUCACAGCGCCGACCGCCCUUACAAGUGUGCCGUCUGCGAGAAGACGUUCAAGCAUCGUCAGCACCUUGUGCGGCACAUGUAUGCCCACUCUGGUGAGCACCUGUUCAAGUGCAACCUGUGUGAGCUCCACUUCAAGGAGUCGUCCGAACUGCUGCACCACCAGUGCCAGCCGGCAGGUGAGCGGCCUUUCCGCUGUGCCACGUGCGGCAAGAGCUUCAAGCGUCCGUCAGACCUCCGGCAGCACGAGCGCACCCACUCCGAGGACAGGCCCUUCCAAUGUGAGGAGUGCCAGAUGAGUUUCAAGCAGCAGUAUGCGCUUGUACGCCACCGUCGCACACACAAGAAUCCUGCAGACCGGCCCUUUAAGUGUAACCAGUGUGACAAGGGAUUCCUCCAGCCUUCUCAUCUUCUGUACCACCAACACGUCCAUGGCAUUGAGAGCCUGUUCAAAUGUGCUGCUUGCCAGAAAGGUUUCCGACAGUCUGGGGAGCUGCUUAGGCACAAAUGUGGGGAAGCUAGCUCCAGUUCCAAUGCCGUCGAGAAGCCGUACAAGUGCGACGUGUGCGGAAAGGGCUACAAGAAGUCAUCAACGCUCCAGAGGCACCAGAACUCGCACUGCACAGAGAAGCCCCUAAAAUGCUCCUUAUGUGGCCGCCGCUUCCAGUCCUCAUCUGAUUUCGUGCAGCAUCGCUGUGAUCCGGCACGUGAGAAACCCAUGAAGUGCUCAGACUGCGAGAGACGCUUCAAGUAUUCGUCCGAGCUCCAGAGACAUCGUCGCGUCCACACAGGGGAGAAACCGUUUAAGUGCCCUACCUGUGACAAGGGGUUUAAGCAGCGGGAGCAUCUGGCCAAACACGGCAUUGUUCAUUCACGUGAAGCUCAAUUUAAGUGUGUCUGGUGCGGCGAGUGCUUCGGGGAGCUUGGUGCUCUGCAGGAACACACUGUUCAACACACCGCAGAAGGAGGGGGCUAUCCAGUAGCUCCAUGCAUACAGUAGUACCUCAAAACCCUGUGUACAACUAGCUUCUCGCCCUGUCAAGGAAGCCACGAAUACAUAGUGCUUACUUUAGAAACAUGACACUCUUGCUAGUAUGCUAGUUUUGCUAUGAUGUAUCGAGUUUCAUUUGACAUAAGUGCAAAACACGAGAACUGUGAUGACUUUGUUUUUUCAGCUCACCUGUUUCACAGUACAACCAGUAUUCCCUCUUCCAGCCAGGCCUUAAAGCUUAAACUGGAUAGGAAAAGAACUACAAAAGCUGCAGCACAUGAAUGUUCAAGUCAUCAUUAUGGUUUGAACAAAGGUGUUUUUCUACGUUUGUUGAUGUGUAUCCUUACAUGCUAAGGAAGUUCACCUCUCCUCGCGUCAUGAUCAUUGCACACUUAGGUGUAAUACAGAAAAAGAAAAAAAAAGUGUUCAUUAGAUGAUGAUUCUAGGUCAUGCAUUCAAAAAAGGUCAGAAAGAAAGACUGAUUCCCCUUCAGUGUCUGAAAUUUAAAUAUGUUUUGAAAUUCAAGAGGAGGACAUUUGUGCUGUUGUUACAAGUUCAGUUCUCACUGUUUCAAGAUUGCUGAUCUUAAUUCCCUCAAUCUGUCAGGCUUUAAAAUGUUGAGGCCAGACUUGGCCCACCUCCAAGGCCGACAUAAAUAAAAAAUCAUAAAGUACACAAUUUUUCAAAUUGGAUUUCACUGGCUGGAAUAAAUGACUGGGGGCCUGUUAUGGACAAACUGGUUGCCUUUUGACCCUGUGCAGCGUAUGUACAACCUCAUGCUUCUUACCAGCCAUAGUUCUUGUAAAUACGGCCGAUCUGCUCAGUAUAGUGACUAUGUAUUUGUAACGUAUAACUCCCAACGCCUAACCCAUAAUGUAACAGGGUGUGUGCAUGCAUGAAUAACCUACUAUUUGUAUGUUAAUACUUUAUGUUGUAAACUGUCACUGGUGCAUAUUUGUAUGUUCUCUUAUAGGCGAUGUACGGUCGGAUGCAAGAGUAUGGACAACCAUGGUCAAAUUAUGUUUUUUGUUUUAGUGGAAAACAAGUGCACAAAUCCUUUUUCAGGAAACUUAAAUCUGGCAUUUUUACUAAUUUUAGAGUUUAAAUUAACAUGUUAGGAAAAACAAUGUUAAAUAGGCCAUAAAAUGUUUUAGUUUUUUUUCCCCUGCUAAUCACCAUUAAUUUAAAUGCCAGAAGCACGUUCUCUGUAGAGGAUGUGCACUUAUAUCAUUUGACCUCGGGUGCCCAAGCUCUGGCAUAUGACUGCUACAAGCAGUUAGCUCCUCUGGAAGUGUUGGAAUUGUAUGUGAUCAGCAUAAGUGGUGAUAUCAUCCCUGUAGUUAUCAUGGGAGUUUAAACAAUUACCAGUAAGUAACACUAAUGCACUGGUAUGCAUACAGUUUACAGUAAUACAGUGACUUACAUUUGCUUUGAAGCUGCCCAGUAACGGCAUGUCGGUCACAACCAUUAAGUAGUCUCCUUCAAAGAAAAGAAAACAAGGUGUUGUUACUGCUCAUCAACGCUCUAAUACCUGCAAUACUCUUCAGAAAUGGAUGUUUUGUAAUGCUAUGACUUGAGUACAGUGGUAGAAUUUAGUGUCCGUGUAUCUGCACCAUACUGUAAACUGUGUGUUAGUGGUCAUUCCUGUCAGAGGGCAGGUAUUACUCCGUUACAGUGACUCUAGUAUAAUUAUUUCCUUUUUAUAAGAAAUGCUGUUCAUUUUCUUUGCCAUGUAUAUCUUCUUAUUUGUUUUGCGUCCUAAUUUCAAAUGAGUCCGUGAUUCACCAGGCCUUUGAAAAGUGGUUGGUGGGAAACAUUCCAUAACUGUUUAAUUUGCAUCUCUUUAUAAAAACGGUCAACAAAUAUUCAAAUGCACUUUGGUUGUGUUAAUUAGGUAAUACAACAGAGUCAUUUGUUUUAGGAGAAAAAAUGCCUCAAUUUCUACAAAUUUGCACCUUAACACGGUCAGCAUAGAUGAUGUACUGACCGUGCUCAUUUGGACUGUGUACGCCAAAAGGAGACGACCAAUCUGUAGAGAAUACUAAGAAUAAUAAUAUAAAUCUUUGAACAUAAUUUUAUAUGAAUUGUGACAUGUGUUGACUCCCACAAAACAAGAUAUUAUAUUUUCACUAUUCAUUGGAAAACCCUUAUCAUUAAAUCUCUUAACAUAGUCCAUUGCUAGUUUAAGUAAUUUGAAUGUAAUGGAUAACCAAAGGGGACACCGACCUUACCCUCACUAAAACAGUUUUACCCUCCUCCUUUCCCCUGCUCACCUGCUCCCUUAAGACGUAAGUGUGUAGAAGAUGGUGAAGAAACUGAAGUAUGUAUAUAUAUCCCUGUAUGUCAAUAAUUUGUCAUAUCCAUGCACAAAAAAGCUUCACUCAUUUGUAUCAUGACCUUAGGCUACAUGGCAUUAACCAAUAAAUGUUUCAAAAGACA
Molecule: messenger RNA, 4780 nt
Organism: Astyanax mexicanus (Mexican tetra)
Lineage: Eukaryota; Metazoa; Chordata; Actinopteri; Characiformes; Acestrorhamphidae
Product: zinc finger protein 319
Exons: 2
Coding region: 578-2350 (590 amino acids)
Source: RefSeq, a predicted model, not a curated record